Messenger RNA from Zerene cesonia (dogface butterfly), 531 nucleotides. RefSeq names its product heat shock protein 30D-like. The transcript is spliced from 3 exons. Gene Ontology annotation, biological process: response to heat; protein refolding. Gene Ontology annotation, molecular function: protein folding chaperone. The coding region runs from base 1 to 531 and encodes 176 amino acids. NCBI's taxonomy places the organism in Eukaryota, Metazoa, Arthropoda, Insecta, Lepidoptera, Pieridae. The record is from RefSeq and is a predicted model, not a curated record.
AUGUCGGACAAACAGUUACAACCCCACAUUAAUAUACCGAUAGAAAUAACCGAUCGGCCUCUGUUUGAUGAUGGCUUGGUCAAUGUUAAGGAAAUAUUCGUUUCUGAGAUGAAGAGAAUUGAUGAGGAGAUGGCAAAAUUCAGUGCUAACCUCAUGGGUAUAUACAGUCAAACCGACACCACCUUGACCACGUCAAAGGAGAAGCCAGCAAAACAGGUGAACUGGGAACUCCUGAACACUUCCCCCCUUAUAGAGGGGGAGGGAGAGAAUAGGGUGAUCAAGCUGCGGUUCGAUUUGAGCGAUUUUGAUGCUACUGAGGUUAACGUGAACGUAAUAAACGAUCUCCUCGAAGUAACUGCAUCUCAUGAGAUAAACACUGACAACAAAACAACAGUGCGCGAGUACAGAAGGGAGUUUCGCUUCCCCCGAGGAGUGGAUCCGGAGAGGAUAGUCUCCUCUCUGACCAGGGAGGGGGUGCUGAUGGUCCAAGCGCCUUUCCCCCCUGUGGAAAAUAGUUUGGCUAUAAAAUAA